Molecule: messenger RNA, 2859 nt
Organism: Fusarium pseudograminearum CS3096
Lineage: Eukaryota; Fungi; Ascomycota; Sordariomycetes; Hypocreales; Nectriaceae
Exons: 2
Coding region: 1-2859 (952 amino acids)
Molecular function (GO): NAD+ binding
Source: RefSeq, a predicted model, not a curated record
AUGCCCACUACCCACGUCGCUCCCGAGUCCCAGGACGAGCUCAGGGAUAUUGCAAAUGGGCUUCUAAAGGCGCGCAAGGUCAUAGUCGUCACUGGGGCUGGUAUCAGCACGAAUUCCGGCAUUCCUGACUUUCGUUCCGAGAACGGUCUCUACUCGUUAAUCAGUACGCAGCUCGACGCGGCACAACAGGCGCGUCUACAGGAAAACACCGCCAACGAUGAACCAUCCGACUCCGAUUCUCGACCAGCACCCAAGAGAAGGAAAAUACUGCGCGAUGAAUACCUAAAACCAGAACAAGACUUGGGCGAGACAAAGGACGAGAUCGAAGUUCAACUCGAAGACCCUGACCCAGUAGAAGAAAAGGUCGCGGACUCGAUCCAGGUCGAGGGUGACCAUGAAGACGAAGAGCAACCAGAAGAUCCAGAUGCGGUGCCCUCGAUAAAUCCUAGGACAACACGUUCAACGAUAGCUGUGGCUCAGCCGCCAACUUCUCCGCUAUCCUCGCCUCCGCCUGAAGAUUUCCGCAUUACACCACCCUCUGUUUUCAGGAGAGCGCGAAGGAGUCACUUGCACGAUUCAGAAAUUCCGCCCAGUUCGUCGCCUCUAUCAUCACCUCCUCCAGUUCUGUUUGAGCCGUUCUCAUCUCACGCGUCGGAGGAAGAUGGACCAGGCAGUCGCAGCAGUACAUCACCGUCUGAAGUAGACGACACCCCGCCUUCACUCCCACCAAACUUAUCACAAACAAAUCUUGGCACGGGCAAGAAUACGCUACCCAACAUGAAGGGGAAGGACAUGUUUGACGCAUCAAUAUGGGCGGACCCUCUGAGAACAUCCGUGUUUUACACAUUUGCAACCACUCUACGCCAAAAAGUCAGAGACGUAGAGCCUACGAGUUCACAUCGAUUUAUCAGCCAUCUAAGAGAUCGCGGGAAGCUUGUUCGUUGUUAUACCCAAAAUAUUGAUCAGAUUGAGGAAAAGGUUGGGCUUUCGACAUGUCUCACCGACGGACCUGGCAGCCGCGGCCGCUUUUCUCGAAAGUCAACCGCCAAUUUGAACCAACUGAACAGAAUGGUCGAUGAGGUUAACGCCAUGACCGAGGCCAAUUCAGACAGAUCACAGCCGCCAUCAGACAAUGAGGCUAGCCAACAAUCACAGCCAAGCCAACCGAGACCGGAUAUCAUGAUGGCUUCUCAAGCUGAAUCGGAUACGGGCGCACCGGAAGAUGCAAUGACCACAGUGCAGAACCUCCGUCGUGACCUUCCAAAGUCAGGUGUUGAGUGCGUUUUUCUUCACGGCUCGCUGGAGCUCCUUCGGUGUUUUCUCUGUGGCCGUGUAUGCUCUUGGGACGAUGAUGGACGCCAGCUGGAAACAAUGUCAGGCCAACAACCUGAGUGUCCCCACUGCGUCGGCGCUACCGUUGCUCGUGAGGAACGUGGAAAACGGCCUUUGGGUGUUGGCAAGUUGAGGCCUGACAUUGUGCUCUAUGGUGAAGAACAUCCCAAUGCACACCUGAUUAGCCCAAUUGUCACCCACGACUUGGCUCUGUGCCCAGAUUUGCUGCUCAUCCUCGGUACCAGCUUACGAGUUCACGGCUUGAAAGUGAUGGUCAGAGAGUUUGCAAAGGCAGUCCAUGCAAAGGGUGGAAAGGUGGUGUUUGUCAACUACACCAAGCCUCCCGAGAGUUCAUGGGGCGAUGUCAUCGACUACUGGGUUGAAUGGGAUUGCGACGCUUGGGUAUCCGACUUGCAAGAAAAGGUACCCAAGUUAUGGCAAACCCCCGAUCCUCCCAAGCUCAAAAAGAAACGUGACUCAGGUGGCGUAGGUGAAGAAGGCGAAAAGAUGGAUGCUAAACGUUGUACCGCCGCCAACCCCAUUGCUCUCCGCGAUACAAAGGCUACGGGGGCCUAUUGGGUUCCCAAGAUAAUAAGAGACCUUCACAAGAUAACCAGACAUUGUCCUCUGGAUCCCAGAGAGGUAGUCACACCGGUCAUUGUGGCUGCACCGAUCGAGACUCCUGCAGCUCCUGCUGAACCUGAACCAGUGGAGGUACUGCAAAACAAGCCGAUCGCAAUUCCGAAAAGAUCUAAGCGGUCUCGCAAAUCUGCGCCAGGCACUUUGGAAAGAUCGAAGAAACCUCCAUCAACAUUGAAUCCCAAUCAUGGCCGGACGCUUCGCAGUACUGAAACUGCUGAACCCCCCAAGGAUGAGGAAACUGAAAUACCCUUUAGCCACAUUCUAAGGCCCGAGAGAUUCAUCAAAGAGAGUUCGAUCAUUGAUUCGGUUAAAGGGCGCGUUAGGAAGCGCAGGAGGAUUGAUGGCGAGGAAGUCGAACUACCCUCAGUUGGCAGGCGCCAAUCAAGUCAGAAGCCUGCAGAGAUUGACAACUCGCUCCGAUUACCUCCAAUGAACCCACAACCACCGACUCCUCAUAAUAGUCCGCCUUUUGAACGCUUGGCACCAAUGGAGCCGCCGCACUGCGAGACUCCUCCAAAGUACUUCAUUAACGCGCAACUACAGCCUGUUUCACCAGUGGCUGCGCCUAAUCCAGGACCGCUGAAGCAAGUUUCUCAUAACACGAGUAGACGUGUUACACGCAGUCAAAGGUCUUCGAUGGGUCUUGAAGAGGCUCCCGCGCCGUUUGUGGCUGGGUAUCCUCCCCCAGAAAGAGCCCUUGGGUGGUGUUACAGUCAUCAAGGCUCUUACAGCCUAGUUAGGAAAACAGACUAUAGCCCGGCAGAGACGGGUGCGAUUGCAGCUUUGUCUAUGCUGAAGCAAGGUGAGGCCCGGAACUUUGUCCUUUCUCCGCAAAGUCGGGUGCAAACACGGUCGUCGUCAAGGUUAAGAAACGAGGGUGUCUAG